Bombyx mori (domestic silkworm) is the source of this 5944-nucleotide messenger RNA. RefSeq names its product transmembrane ascorbate-dependent reductase CYB561 (gene nemy). Gene Ontology annotation, molecular function: oxidoreductase activity. The coding region runs from base 642 to 1568 and encodes 308 amino acids. The record is from RefSeq and is a predicted model, not a curated record. The transcript has 7 exons. NCBI's taxonomy places the organism in Eukaryota, Metazoa, Arthropoda, Insecta, Lepidoptera, Bombycidae.
ACCGUCUUUACGAGUUGCAGUUGCAUCCUCAUGAUAAAAAGAAUGGUGGUGUUAAAUGAUUUGUUGACGUCUAUAUACGACGGUGAUAAUUUUAAGACAGACUCAGUUAUGUAAUAUUAAGUAAUAAUAAUCUUUGUGGUUUUAAAGAUUAAUUUGUUUCUUAGUUUUCUAUAAAUUCGCGAUCAGUUUUCCGAUCGACUUGAAACUUUGUACAGCCGUUGCUGGCACUUAAAGGAAUGUUAUUGUCAAAACAUCAUUAGCGUAAGAGACUGUUAAUUGUGAGCGAGGAAACGUAGCUGAAGCAGCUCUUUAAUAAGAACCUUAAGAACUUGGUUACAUCGCAAUCUGGCAACUUAAUAAGUCAUAAAGAAUUGAGAUUACAAAUAUUUUUCGGUAAAAGCGGGUUUCGGAGUUAACCGCAACAGUUCCGGUUUCACAUCGCAAUAAGUUUAACAUCUAGUUACUGUCGAGAACUUAAUAAGCGAAGUGCGUGCCAAUACACUCAGCGGAUUAACAUUUGAGUGUUUCAACGGAUUGUGUUUUGUGUGACUUCAAAACAAAUUUAAUAUACCUCCGGUAUACACCGGAGGCGGGAGGAAGUCAUCAAAAUAGCCAAAGUGUCUCCUAUAAAGUUGUCAGCGAUGGACAGCAACUCGGUGUCGCCGAUGCCGGAGCUGGCGCCCAUAGCGGAGUUCGACAAGUCGCCUCCUUCGCCUCCCAACGAGGAGGUGCCCAUGGACGACUUGCCACCCCCACCCGCCACUAUCUCGCAGGCCGAAGGCAAGAAGAUCAAAGUCCAACGCAGUCGGUCCUAUGACUCGGACGACCACGAGCGAGGUGCCUGCGAGUGGUGCGAGUAUGCCCUCGUGAUCACUUUGGCGACGGUGCUGCUCAUUGGCGUCUCCGCUCUGACCAUCUUCUGGGUGUUCUAUUACCGCGGGGGCUAUGCCUGGGCCGACGACACCCCGGACAAGCAGUUCAACUUGCACCCGACUCUUAUGGUGGCCGGUUUCGUUACAUUCUGCGGUUUCUCCGUGCUCUUGUACCGCAUCUGUCGAUGCUUCCGGCGCAUCUAUGUCAAACUGCUGCACGCCAUCUUCCACGCGUUAGCGUUCCCGUGCAUCGUUAUCGGCUUCCUGGCUGUCCUCGACUACCACAACAAGAAGGGCAUCAACAACUUCUAUUCGCUCCACAGCUGGAUUGGCUUCGUCGCCAUGGGACUGUUUGGAUUACAGUACGCAGUCGGCUUCUUCAGCUUCCUCCUACUGUUGAUUUGCAAUAAAGGCACCGCUGGAUUCCGCGCUUCCUUGGUACCGAUCCACGCCGCCUUUGGAAUCCUGACCUUCGUACUCGGUGUCGCUGCUUGUCUCACCGGACUCACUGAAAAGGCAAUCUUUGCCCUCGGUGCGGACCGAUACAGCGGCUUGGUCGACGAGGGAAUAAUAAUAAACGCGAUCGGGGUCUCUAUGGUUGCGAUACUCGGCGUCGUCAUGUACAUCUUGUCGAGGGAAAAGUUCCGACCCGCAGAGGCACGGGAACGACUCACCAGGACCUCUGUGGACUUGUAGAAUGGACCUAAUAAGUAAUUACGUUAUAUGUAAAUUGCAGAGGAUGUUUGAUAAAAACAAAAAAAAAACUUCAAUGAUUUUGGUUUUGGAUAGAAAAAAAAAACAAAACUAGAUUUGUGUCAAUUUAAUUUGAAAAAACGAAUAGAGUUAAAAUCGUUUAGUUUAGCAUAUACUAUAGUGCUGUAAAAUUUUGUUAUUUUUAACGAAUCUAUAGCUUUAGCUUAUUAUAGCAGGUUAGAGAUUAAUAUAAAAUCUACGUUAUUUUUUAAGUAGUGUUAUUUUGAUAGCAUUUAAGUACGCAUGUCAGAGGCUCACUUUGUUACAUCUUGAGAUUUAGAUGAGGUUAUUAUUAUACCUAAAUAAAGCUAUUUACUAGUUAUAGAUUUAAACUUAACGGAGAAACAAACGUUUUAUGAACUGAACCGAAAGAUAUAACUUUAAUCAGGUAGGUAAAUUUAUUUGCAUCUAAUUUUUUAUGUAUUUAAUUUGCGAGGCAUGUUAGAACACUAAGGACCAAUGAAACGAGGAUUUGUGCCGUUUUUUUUAUUGUUGUUGUUGAAAUGUUUCGGUCUGUAUCAGACCAAAUAUUUUUUAAGUGGCAUUGUGUUUUAUUGCAUCAAAAAUAAAUCGAUGUUUGAUGAUUAGCGCUGUUCAUUAUUUCAAUUUCUGCAUAAUUCGUUAUGUAAUACAUAAGACAUCGCUUGGUUGUAUGUGCUGCUUCUGUUUGUUGCAUUAUCUUUGUAUGUUAAGUCCUUAAUUGUGGGUGUUUUUAAUAAAAUCAUCAAUUUCAAUUUGGAUGUCAUUGAACAUUCUAAUUGAAAGUCAAAAUAAAACUCUACAACAGGAAAACAGUUAAUUUCGUAUGUCACUCAAUUUCGAGUUAUAAAAAAACUUUAAAAAUUAUAUAAAAAAAAGUUUUGAUAUAAUCAUAUUCCGUAUAUAAAUGUAGAUAAAUUUUAAAUUUCUCUUUGUAUAUCUACUAUUUGUAUGCCUAAAUCUAAAAGUAUUAAAUUAGAUUAAACUUCACAAGUACUAUACGAUUUUUAAUUAACUAAUUUCUAAAUUUAAAUUCACUAUUAAUACAUAUGAUUAUGCAUUAUUUAAAGGCUUCUUUAAAACCUACUAAUUAUACCACUAUAUAGCAGUUUCUUGUCGAGAUAUAAAUCGAUCAGUAAAAUAUAUACAAUACUGGUGGUAGGACCUUUUGUGAGUCCGCGCGGGUAGGUACCACCACCCUGCCUAUUUCUGCCGUGAAGCAGGUAUACGUUUCGGCUUGAAGGGUGAGGCAGUCGUUGUAACUAUACUGAGACCUUAGAACUUAUAUAUCUCAAGGUGGGUGGCGCAUUUACGUCGUAAAUGUCUAGGGGCUCCAGCCACCACUUAACACCAGGUGGGCUGUGAGCUCGUCCACCCACUUAAGCAAUAAAAAAAAAAAUUAGUAUGGAAUUAGAUUUACUCGACAAGAAGCUGUGUAUUGGCGAUUAUUUCUAACAAUUAUCCGUGUAAUCGGACACGCAGGAGCGAGCAGUACCCGCUUUUGGAACCUGAAGCGAUCGUUAUCAACGCUAUCGGAAUGACUGUGGUUGCUGUUGCCAUCGUUGUGCUUUACACUGUACGCGGCACUGGCGGCUACAGGCUCCGCAAGGUCGCCCAGCACCCGAGUUAAACAACCAACGACAGUGUACAUACACUUGGAGACAAAUUAAUGAUGUACUGCUUUUAUCAUAUCGACGCUUGAAAGGCAAACGUGACGAAGCGACAAUACGUGCACUUUACAGUAGACUAGUUUAAAGUUGAAAUACCUGAAAAAAAUUCUAGCUCUAGCUGUAGGAUUGAAAUUAUUUUAAUAGACCUAGAAAUAUAUAUUUUUUUGCGCAUCGAAUAUGGUUAUUUUUAUGUAUAAAGCAGUUAUUGUCCCUUAGUCACGUUAGCCUUUCAAGCUUCGAUAUAUUUUAACGUGCCGACUUUACACUACCUACGCGAAAACUCGAAAAAAUUAAAACGACAUUAUAUUAAAUUUCAAAUCAAUUAUGAAGAGAUUGUACUAAACGUACAUAAAUCGCUCUAAUCCUUUGCCCUAAAACUUCACAAUGAUCAAGAAUUUGUCUCCGAGCAUAUUUCGUUUAAAAAAAAAUAUAUCGAUAAAGUUAUGCUUGACGUUCUCAACACUAACGUCGACCGAACUAAAGAAACACAGAUACGACGAAAUAUUAUUUACGUUUCCGUAUUCAAUGAAAGACGUCUAGUUUUAUAUUAUUACAAUCGUUGACUUGUUUCAAUUAUUAUAACAAACAAAACAUGAUUGUAUGUAUCGUUUAGCUCAAAUUUGUUGAUUAGGUGAAUAUUUUAUUGGGAACUUGACAUUAUCAUUAAUAGGGUUGUGCAUUGUUUCAUUUUAAAAUGUUUGAAAUUCGAAAUUGUGAGCUGAUUCCGUCUUGAGUCGUAAUCGAUUUAUUACUUGGAUAACUAGGGUUGAUAAUCAAGAAUUGAAAUGAGUAAUAAGCUUAAUAAAAAUCCACAACUCAUGUAUUAACAUGUUUGACAACAAUAUAAACAUUUGGAAUUUUAAAUACAUAUUUACAUACAUACAAAUAUAAUGAACCGAAAAAUUAAAUUAUAAAUAAUAACCAAUCAGUAAAAAAUAAGUAUUUCCGUGUCGUAGAUGGAAAAGGAAAUAUAUUAUCACAAAAGAGAAUUAGUCUUUCACAUUGGACCUUGGAAUUUUUGAGAUUCAUAUUCGACUCUGUACUCACAUUACCGUGGUGAAAAAAGUUACGAUAAUAAUAAAUUGUAUGCUACUGUGUUAGCUAAAGUUAUUGAUGUCAUAGUUAUUCUUACAACAGUUUUCACCUUUAAUAUAUUCUCAGUAUUUCGGCACUGUGAGCCUUGAUUCCCGGGUAGACUACACGAAAUAAUAACGUUUAUAAUGUAGACAGCCCAAGGGCGGAUCCAGCUUUGGCGCCAGGAGGGGGUCACAUAGUCGUGGGCAAGUUAAGAACUUAUAAUUUAAUUUUGAUAACAAUAGAUAAUAAAUAAAUCAUGAUGUUCUUCAAUUAGUCCAAGUUAGUUCAAGUCCUGGAACUAGCUCAGGGGGGGUCAUGACCCCCAUGACCCUCCCUGGAUCCGCCGUUGAGACAGCCUGUAAAGUUUAAAAUAAAACAAAUUUUAUGUAUCGAUUCAGAAUUACAAAUACUAAUCAAAAUACAGCAACUCGCAAAGUGAAAAUCAAGAGGCCAUAAAAAUAACAAGACGAUUAUUUCAUCAAGUCUAAUAUAGGUUUUUAAGUACCUAUGUAUUUAGAUGUAACUUGUAUAUAAUUUUUAACUAAUUUAAUGUAACGUGCGAGUGUUUGAUAGUUGUAGUGCGUGGUGAAGUCGUAGUUUUAAUCUUUAAAUACAUAUUUAAUCAGUAUGAACACCGGUAUAUUAUAACAUGUUAAGAAAAUAUGUGAAUGAAAAAUAUCUGAACCUAAGAGAAACCCUAAAACAAAAUAAAUUUCAAAAAAGGUUUACAAACAUUUUAUUCAACGUAAAAGUAAUAAAUUACUAAUGACAGUAAACUUAAGAGUGAAGUGUUCGUCGCAGUUGCCAAAUUCUGUGUGUGAUGUCAUCAUUGUCGUCAUCAAUUUUAAGUAAUAUAUUAUUAUUAUGAAUAAUCUAAAUAAACACAAGUAGCAUGUUUACUAUAAGUAGGAUAAUGCUCAAGGUGUUUCGUUUUGUACACGGGGUACCUUCGCAUUCUUUCUUAAUAAUAAGUAAAUGUUAUAUUUAAUUAAUAAAUAUACAAUACUGUAGCGUAAUCUUGUAUGCGUAUUUAACGCCGAAUUGCAUUCCAAGAAAAACACCAUUUAAUGACGACUUUUUGAUUAUUUUUGAGGGUGGGUACAUUGCGAUCAGUACUAAGACUGCAAUUUGUAAGUGAGUCUUUAUUUGAAUCGCGAAUUUUAUAAUUUACAUGUAAAGCAUUUUAAGAAUUUACAAUAAAAUCCAGUUUUUGUGGAUCCCUUUUGAACAGCGGGGCCAAGUUUUUUAUUAUUAUACACAAGAAACAGUUGCUGGUAGCGUUGUUUGAGUUUUCUUGGAACUAUCCAAAUAUUCAUUUAAAAUUUAUACCACACGACAGAGAUUUAACAUGGUACCUGCUUAUUAAAUGUUACAAUAAAAUACUAUUUAUUUGUGUAAUGUUGUUUCUAGUUACGCUAAUAAGUUGCAGUGACGUUUGUCAUACGGUUUCAAAUUUUAUUAGUUCAGAGUGUUUGAAAUUUAAUUUCCUAAGUUGUGUUUAAGCAGUUGAAAUAUGAAUUUUAUCACUGUUUACAUUUUUAAAUAUUUAUACGGCAUUCAUAAUGAUACAUUAAUAUACUUGUAUUAAAAUAA